GCGCGCGCGAGGCCUCGGGGCGGGGCGCGAUGGCGGAGCCCGGGUGAGGCGGGGGUUUACUGUCCAAGAGGAUUUAUACCUUGCUUGAAAAGAUGCCUGCUGCCUGUGAGUCAGUGCUUGAGGAUAUUGAAGACAUCGUGUCAGCAGAGGAUUUGAAGCCGCACGAUCGGCAGUUUACGAGAAGGAAUGUUUUUCCCAAAGUGCGGAAACGCAACUCCCAGAAGAAUGCUCAGACAGAUGAUGAGCCCCCCAGUGACAGCAUUAUUCCCGGUGUUCAGAAAAUCUGGAUUCGUACAUGGGGAUGUUCUCACAAUAAUUCGGAUGGUGAAUACAUGGCUGGACAGCUGGCUGCAUAUGGAUACAAAAUUACAGAUAACUCUGAUGAAGCAGAUUUAUGGUUGCUGAACAGUUGUACAGUAAAAAAUCCUGCUGAGGACCACUUCAGAAACUCAAUCAAGAAAGCUCAAGAAGGGAAGAAGAAAGUUGUGCUAGCAGGCUGUGUACCACAAGCUCAACCUCGCCAGGAGUACCUGAAAGGUUUAAGUAUUAUAGGGGUUCAGCAGAUAGAUCGUGUAGUAGAAGUUGUGGAGGAAACUAUUAAAGGUCAUUCUGUGAGGCUGCUGGGUCAGAAAAAGGAUAAUGGAAAACGUUUGGGGGGAGCACGACUGGAUUUGCCAAAGAUUAGGAAGAAUCCACUGAUAGAAAUAAUUUCCAUCAAUACAGGGUGUCUCAAUGCAUGUACCUACUGUAAAACUAAGCAUGCCAGAGGAGAUCUAGCAAGUUAUUCUAUUGAAGAACUGGUGGACAGAGCCAAGCAAUCUUUUCAAGAGGGUGUUUGUGAGAUAUGGCUGACCAGUGAAGACACAGGGGCUUAUGGCAGAGACAUUGGCACAGACCUCCCCACGCUUCUGUGGAAGCUGGUUGAAGUUAUUCCUGAGGGAGCUAUGCUGAGGCUUGGCAUGACAAACCCUCCCUAUAUUUUAGAGCAUCUGGAGGAAAUGGCCAAGAUUCUCAAUCAUCCAAGAGUGUAUGCUUUUCUACACAUACCAGUCCAGUCAGCCUCUGACAGUGUGCUCAUGGACAUGAAAAGAGAAUACUGUGUGGCAGACUUCAAACAAGUGGUGGAUUUCCUUAAAGAAAAAGUGCCUGGAAUAACAAUUGCUACAGACAUCAUCUGUGGAUUUCCAGGAGAGACAGAUGAAGAUUUUCAAGAAACUAUGAAACUUGUAGAACUGUACAGGUUUCCAAGCUUGUUUAUUAAUCAAUUCUACCCACGUCCAGGAACCCCAGCUGCAAAAAUGCCUCAAGUUCCAGCUGCAGUGAAAAAACAGAGAACGAAGGAUCUGUCCCAGCUGUUUCAUUCAUACAACCCAUAUGAUCAUAAGGUUGGUGAGAGGCAGAGAGUUUUGGUAACAGAAGAAUCCUUUGACUUCAAAUACUACGUUGCUCACAAUCCUUUCUAUGAGCAGGUUCUUGUGCCAAAGGAUCCUCUGUUAAUGGGUAAGAUGGUAGAAGUGAAUAUUUAUGAAGCUGGGAAACAUUUUAUGAAGGGGCAGCCAGUAUCAGAUGCCAGAGUUCAUACUGCAUCCGUCAGCAGACCGUUAGCAAAAGGAGAAGUUUCUGGUUUAACAGAGGAGUUCCGACGUUCAGCGCAGAAUGGCACAAAGUGGAAAGCACAGCCUAAUGCUGAGAUCCCAGUGAAAACACGGCUCAGCUCCUGGAUGGCUUUGCAGCUGCCAUGGCAACAAGAGGGAGGUGGACUGAAGAUCCUGUCUGCCAGCCUGGCUCUACUGGCAGUUCUUGUUAUGUUUUACUACGGAGGAAUGAAAACAGAACUGUGAACUGAAUGGGGCUUUUAUCUAAACAAUGAAACUGCUGUUCAAAAUCUUCAAAGGAAACACUUUUACCAGCAAAUAUUUUUUUUUUUAUUUUAGAAAGAAAAAAGCUAAUAUAAAUUGGGCAAUAAUUUGUACUCACUCUAUGCCUUUCCUGUCAUUCAAAGGAGAGAACAUUAAUAAGCUGUGGGAAGGCCUAUCUUGCCAAAUCCUGAGAUCCUUGGUUGGUUGAACAGGUUGUUACAUCUUCUCUUUUCUUUUUUUUCCUAAAAUGAUGCAGUGUAUGCAUUACAUGCUCUUUUCAUAUUUGCUGUAUCAGAUAAAAUUGCAUUAAUUUUUUAAGGAAUCUUUCCAUUGAGUGAUAUUGGUCAUCUUUUAUGGGUAGAUUAUUUAAAGCUUUCCUAAAGAUUUUGCUUGAUGCAGUGUGAUUGUUUGGUAUCUGUCUUUUUACAUUAGAAUGAACACUGCAAGGCCAUUAAAGUUUGUUAUUUGUUGCUAUUUA
Melospiza georgiana is the source of this 2337-nucleotide messenger RNA. RefSeq names its product CDK5 regulatory subunit associated protein 1 like 1 (gene CDKAL1). Gene Ontology annotation, molecular function: 4 iron, 4 sulfur cluster binding; tRNA (N(6)-L-threonylcarbamoyladenosine(37)-C(2))-methylthiotransferase activity. The coding region runs from base 93 to 1841 and encodes 582 amino acids. Lineage: Eukaryota; Metazoa; Chordata; Aves; Passeriformes; Passerellidae. The record is from RefSeq and is a predicted model, not a curated record. Gene Ontology annotation, cellular component: endoplasmic reticulum. The transcript is spliced from 16 exons. Gene Ontology annotation, biological process: tRNA methylthiolation.